CACAGCCACUAACAGAUGAACACAGUGCUACAGUAGACAACAAAGGAACGCUCACUAAACGCGACGCAGGGAAAGACCGAGAGGGAGGGGGCAAAGACAUGAUUCUAAACAACACGAGCGAGAAGAAUUUCACGAUCCACCACGAUCAUCCGGGGAUCGACCUGUUGAUCGGGGUCAACCACUUGGACACCCCUGCUCUAGGUGAAGUGUUUGGUCAGAUCAUGACCUGA
Messenger RNA from Podarcis lilfordi (Lilford's wall lizard), 230 nucleotides. NCBI's taxonomy places the organism in Eukaryota, Metazoa, Chordata, Lepidosauria, Squamata, Lacertidae. The record is from the annotation of a GenBank genome assembly.